This is a messenger RNA of Linepithema humile (Argentine ant), 600 nucleotides long. RefSeq names its product cysteine-rich PDZ-binding protein. NCBI's taxonomy places the organism in Eukaryota, Metazoa, Arthropoda, Insecta, Hymenoptera, Formicidae. Gene Ontology annotation, cellular component: dendrite. Gene Ontology annotation, biological process: cytoplasmic microtubule organization. The record is from RefSeq and is a predicted model, not a curated record. Gene Ontology annotation, molecular function: PDZ domain binding; microtubule binding.
UAAAGCGAGUCGGGAAAAAAUUAUUACUAGAGAUUAUUGUUUUUCUAACCUCCUCAGUUGCAAAUUCUUAUCUUCUUGUGAUUGUGUUUAAAUUUGAAGACUUUUAAUACCAGAAGGAUUUAAUAUUGUGCUGAAAGAAUUAACAACAAUAUAUAUGAAUAUAUAAGUACUGAACAAAUAAGAAAGAAAUUUGACAAAAGAUUGCAACACAGAAGUUCAAGCAGAUUUUUUUUUAAUAAAACACCUCAACAUGGUUUGCGAGAAGUGCGAAAAGAAAUUGGGCAAAGUCAUUACUCCAGAUCCUUGGAAAACAGGUGCAAGAAACACAGUGGAGAGUGGAGGGCGUAAGGUGGGAGAAAACAAGGCUCUUUCUGCAGGAAAAGCACGAUUCAAUCCAUAUACCACAAAAUUUGAAUGCUGCAGGAUAUGCAGGCAAAAAGUUCAUCAAGUUGGAUCUCAUUACUGUCAAUCUUGUGCAUAUAAGAAAGCCAUAUGUGCUAUGUGUGGAAAGAAACUGAUGAGUACAAAGAAUUAUAAACAGUCUGCUACUUAAUUUUGAAUAAUUCUUACAUAUACGUUUAAGCGUAAUAAUAUAUCAUG